AUGGCAGACCCAGAAGUCCGAGUCGAAGCUACGCCAACGGAGGACACACCGGCGGAUGAUGUCGCCAUGGCAGACGACGGCGACGAAGCCGAGGCGAAAGCAGGAGACGGAGAAGAGGUUUCGACACUCCCUCAAGCAGAGGCGCCGAAGCGGGCAACAUUUUUAGACUACCUCAAGUCUCCAAUGGUGGAGCUCGUCCUCGGCACCGGCUCCGACCAGGCCGUCCUAACAGCGCACCAAGCCAUGCUCGUUAAAUCCCCCUACUUCGCCGACGUCUGCGCGCAAUUCAGCGAAGGCUCCAAGCGCCGCAUCGAGCUCCCCGACGAAGACCUCAACGCAACCGGCUCCUUCCUCGAAUACCUCUACAUGGACGAGUACUUCCCGCGGCGGCUCAACAGCCACAAGGACUCGCCGCUGGAGCCCGACGACAGCGUGCCCACGCCCGACGACUCGGGCGCCGCGCUCCUCAAGCACGCCAAGGUGUACACCAUCGCCGAGAAGUUCGGCAUGCCGGCCCUCAAGUCCCUCGCGCACUCUAAGAUCCACCGCGCCACCUCCACUGCCAAAGGCGAGAUCGCGUACGCGCGAUACGUGUAUGAUAAAACGAGCGCCAGCGACGAAACCAUCAGGAAGCCCGUCGCGGCGUUCUGGGCUACGAGGAGCCAUGUGCUGCGCCACGAGGCGGAAGCGGAGUUCAGGGCUAUGUGUCUCGAGUAUCCGCAGUUUGGCUUUGAUGUGCUGAGUCUGGUGCUUGAUAUGAAGGAGAAGAGGGGGGAGAGACAUGAGGGCUCGAGUCAGCAGCCGCCGGCGAGUGGGCGGAAGAGGGCCCGGGUCAGUCAGGGGUGA
Molecule: messenger RNA, 846 nt
Organism: Coniosporium apollinis CBS 100218
Lineage: Eukaryota; Fungi; Ascomycota; Dothideomycetes
Exons: 3
Coding region: 1-846 (281 amino acids)
Source: RefSeq, a predicted model, not a curated record